CCCAAGUUAGGAAUUGCAGUGCGAUCUAGCGGUCCAAAUUGAACGAAAAGCGAUAUCAGGGCUGAGCUUAAUCAAGCAGCUGCGCCUAUUGUGCGUCUUCCUCCUGAUGAUUGUCUGGUCACUCGUGCUGCUGCAUUUUAUCGUCGACUGCUAUUGCUAAAGGUGAAGUAUCUUGACUCAGUAAUUGUGGAUGAUGAAGACCAAAUGGACGAUCUUGAAAUUGAGAAUCUUGCUGAUAUUCUGGUUGUUCCUAUGCCAGAGCUUGAUAAUCUCGAAGGAGUCGCAUUGCUUAAUGCUGAGAAAUUUGCUGUAGAGGCUGAGUGUGAAGAGGCUGAUACUUAUCUAAUGCAUCCUGGUCCCCCUAAUGUGGAAUUUAGGGCUGUUACUUCAUAUCAUGUGUACUUGAUGCGAAGAGUUGAUCAAUUGGAAACUGAGAUUAGGUUGAUGGACAUCUCGCUAGGUGGUGGUGCACAAUCAAUUCCUUCGGUGAAUGGCCCGCUGAAUGCUUCGUUUAAUUCUAAUUCUGUUUGAGGUGCUGGAGGUAGAAGGCUUAGGAUCUGAACAACUUAAUGAUAUUAUUUGAUGUAGUAGUCCUUUUUGGUUGGCUUCCAUUCUUAUUUCUAUUUUUCUUUAGUUGGUGAUGCUGAGUCUGUUCCUUCCGUGAAUGGUCCUAUAAAUGCCCGUCUUGAAGUUCUUCCAGAUGAAGUUCCUGUUGGUGUUGAGAUACUUAACCAGAAUAUUCAAGCCCAUUCUGCACACUCUGCUGUUUAUGGUCAAGGUAUUUUUGUUGCGCUAACUGUUAUGUUUUGUUUAAGUAUCAGCGCAACAUCAAACAAAUAAAUAAACAAAACAUAACAGUCAGCGCAACAAAAAUACCUGGACCAUAAACAGCAGAGUGUGUAGAAUGGGCUUCAAUAUUCUGGUUAAGUAUCUCAACACCAACAGGAACUUCAUCUGGAAGAACUUCAAGAUGGGCAUUUAUAGGACCAUUCACGGAAGGAACAAACCGAGCAUCACCAACUAAAGAAAAAUAGAAAUAAGAAUGGAAGCCAACCAAAAAAGGACUACUACAUCAAAUAAUAUCAUUAAGUUGUUCAGAUCCUAAGCCUUCUACCUCCAGCAGAAUUAGAAUUAAAGGAAGCAUUCAGCGGGCCAUUCACCGAAGGAAUUGAUUGUGCACCACCACCUAAAACAACAAAGAGAAUAAGAAUAGAAACCUACCAAACUAGAUACAGAAUUAAAAUUGAGGAGCAUUCAGAGGACCAACAAGCAGUGGGUUGCCACCUAUGCAAUAAGGAUUAUUUAAGAAAGAUUUCAAGUUUGAAAAUUAAAUGACGGUAAACAAUUAUUUGUAUCAUUAGCUGGUUCUCGUCUAAUGAAAAUGGAGGAUUAUAAAAAUAAUACCACGAUAGAUUUCACAUAAGCUUUUACUUCCAGCAGAUGCAACUGCAGUAGCACCAAAACCAAGAAAAAAAUUCAACGAGUGCGAAAAAUUUACCUAGCGGGAUGUCCAUCAACCUAAUCUCAGUUUCCAAUCAACUCUUCGCAUCAAGUACACAUGAUAUGAAGUAACAGCCCUAAAUUCCACAUUAGGGGGACCAGGAUGCAUUAGAUAAGUAUCAGCCUCUACAGCAAAUUUCUCAGCAUUAAGCAAUGCGACUCCUACAUCAAUAAGACCACAGAAGUAACUCAAUUAAACAGUACCAAUGCAAGUAAAAAUAACAAUUCAAAAGUAACAGUUUGCACCCACAAGAUGAAAAGUCACCUUCGAGAUUAUCAAGCUCUGGCAUAGGAACAACCAGAAUAUCAGCAAGAUUCUCAAUUUCAAGAUCGUCCAUUUGGUCUUCAUCAUCCACAAUUACUGAGUCAAGACACUUCACCUUUAGCAAUAGCAGUCGACGAUAAAAUGCAGCAGCACGAGUGACCAGACAAUCAUCAGGAGGAAGACGCACAAUAGGCGCAGCUGCUUGAUUAAGCUCAGCCCUGAUAUCGCUUUUCGUUCAAUUUGGACCGCUAGAUCGCACUGCAAUUCCUAACUUGGGUAAUAGCCAGAACUGUUCAUAGUUCACCAGACGGAAAUUUAACACUCACAUUAGAAUUUAGAUACACAUUGAAAAUUAAAUACCUCACAUUAAUUACUUGUUUUUUUGAAAUUUAAAUAUACUAUAAGUAAUCCU
Messenger RNA from Linum trigynum, 2177 nucleotides. NCBI's taxonomy places the organism in Eukaryota, Viridiplantae, Streptophyta, Magnoliopsida, Malpighiales, Linaceae. The record is from the annotation of a GenBank genome assembly.